AUGGGCCGUCGCAAGGCCUCAUCCGGAAAGCUACUUGCGGUGGUUGCUUGGCCCGAGGCGGGCCAAGCUAAAAGCAGUGCAACCUUGGGUGAGCUGCCAAAGGUCCCAAGGUACAAGGUACAUGCCGUCUGCGUGGGCUCUAGCGGCCCGGUCAGGCCCAAGGCCAAUUCACCCUCCCCGCCUCUUCCCCCCAACAACCAAACCGCGCACUCGCGCUCUCACCACAUGCCUGGCCUGGGCUUUCUCAAGAAGAAGAGGACGAGAGAGGGUAUCUCUGAUCCGUCAUCGUCAAACCCCACCAGCCCGGUCGCGCCUACAAACUCGAAGCCUUUUGACUCGUCCCGCCAGCCAGCCGGCGCUGCCGCGAUCACCGCCGCCGCCGCCUCCGCUUCCGCGUCUCAGGCAGGUCCGCCCAGCCACGGCGCCGCCCACGCCGCGAACCCGAACCCGCCCUCGACGACCGCAACUUCCCAGCAGCAGGCGCAAGCUGCUAGCGAGGCUCCCCAGCAACCGCAACCGCAAAACCAGUUCCUGAUGAAUCCCGCAUACGGAGGGGCAGGGACCCUCCAACACCAAAACCUCCCGACCAUCAGCAACCUAAUGAACACGCAGCAGCCCGACCCUGCUGCUGCCAACAACAACAACGGAUACCCCAAUUCUCACUAUCCCGCCAACCUCAUCCCUCAGAACCUCCAUGCCGCCAGCGAGAGCCCUGGCACCGACCCCGAGCGACUUCGACAACAGCAACAGCAGGCUCAUCCUAUCCCACCCGCCGCCGCCGCCGCCAUGCAGCCCCAGCAGCAGCAGCAUCACCAGGUGCCCCUCUACCAGCAGGCCCAGCAGAUGCAGCAGCAGCACCAAGGCCAUCACCACCAGCAGGUCUCCAUAUCCCAGCCUCGCACGACAAAGGGCAAAUACACAUUGACAGACUUUGAUAUCCUCAGAACCCUCGGUACCGGUAGUUUCGGUCGAGUGCAUCUAGUCCAGUCCAAGCAUAACCAACGUUUCUACGCCAUCAAGGUUUUGAAGAAGGCACAAGUCGUCAAGAUGAAGCAGGUCGAGCACACCAACGACGAGCGCCGCAUGCUCAGCGAUGUCAAGCAUCCUUUUCUCAUCACCCUCUGGGGUACUUUCCAGGACUGGAAGAACCUUUACAUGGUCAUGGACUUUGUUGAAGGCGGCGAGCUCUUUUCGCUGUUGAGAAAGUCCGGGCGUUUCCCCAACCCCGUUGCCAAGUUUUAUGCGGCCGAGGCCACGCUGGCUAUCGAGUACCUGCACUCCAAAAACAUCAUCUACAGAGACUUGAAGCCGGAAAACCUGUUACUCGAUCGUCAUGGGCAUCUCAAGAUUACCGACUUUGGUUUCGCCAAGCGUGUUCCGGACAAGACCUGGACACUGUGCGGCACUCCGGAUUAUCUGGCGCCAGAGGUUGUCUCCAACAAGGGUUACAACAAGUGGUCCCUUGGCAUUCUCAUCUACGAAAUGCUCUGUGGCUACACACCGUUCUGGGAUAGUGGCUCGCCAAUGAGAAUAUACGAGAACAUCCUCAAGGGCAAAGUCAAAUAUCCCGCAUACGUUAACGCCGACGCGCAAAACCUGCUGGAGCGACUGAUCACGGCAGAUUUGACAAAGAGACUUGGCAAUCUUUACGGUGGCCCCACCGACGUGAAGAACCACCCGUGGUUCUCUGAAGUCACCUGGGAUCGACUCGCUAGAAAGGAUAUCGAUGCGCCGUAUACACCACCCGUCAAGGCUGGUACGGGCGACGCGAGCCAGUUUGAUAGAUAUGCAGAGGAUCCGGAUGGCUAUGGCCAUGCUGGCGGAGCUGAUGAGUAUGUGACUGCUCAAAAAAAUAUGUCCAUGCAGCUGCUAACAACCAUGCUAGUUACGGGCACCUAUUUACCGAGUUUUAAGUCGACUGGUGAAAGUCGACGACUGCUGGGGACGUGGACCAGCUAUUCGAGACUGGAACGUGAGCUUAGUGCCUACCCGUCGACUGCAGGGCAGUCGGCACAACGCUUGCGUGUUGGACCAUGUUACAAGACAUGA
Molecule: messenger RNA, 2049 nt
Organism: Cordyceps militaris CM01
Lineage: Eukaryota; Fungi; Ascomycota; Sordariomycetes; Hypocreales; Cordycipitaceae
Product: cAMP-dependent protein kinase type 3
Exons: 5
Coding region: 1-2049 (682 amino acids)
Biological process (GO): peptidyl-serine phosphorylation
Cellular component (GO): nucleus; cAMP-dependent protein kinase complex
Molecular function (GO): ATP binding; cAMP-dependent protein kinase activity
Source: RefSeq, a predicted model, not a curated record